UGCACUGAAUAUAAUAGAGAUGCAGAAGCAAUUGUUCUCCGUUUUAUUGUCCAUUUAAUUUUCUGAUAUCUUGAUAUGCCUGCUAAAGCCGCCCCCAAAAAAGGAGCCAAACGAGGCUUCACUAAGAAGGCCAGAAAGGGAGGGAAGAAACGCCGCAGGACCAGGAAAGAGAGCUAUGCUAUCUACGUGUACAAGGUGCUGAAACAGGUGCAUCCGGACACCGGAAUCUCUUCCAAGGCCAUGAAAAUCAUGAACAGCUUCGUCCACGAUAUGUUCCAGCGCAUCGCUUGCGAAGCAUCUCGCUUGACCCACUACAACAAGCACGCAACCAUCGCGUCCAGGGAGGUUCAGACCGCUGUACGCCUUCUGUUACCCGGAGAGCUGGCUAAACACGCCGUAUCCGAGGGUACCAAGGCUGUCACCAAGUACACCAGUUCCAAGUAAAGACCUCACAACACCGACCCAAAGGCUCUUUUAAGGGCCACCCACUUUUUUCAAAGAACUAUCCAUUUAACAAAUAUUGUAUACGGUAUUUACUAUAGGUGCUUUACAAUUGUCUGAACAAAACAUUGCCUUGCCUUUAAAAAUGAGUUGCCUAAACAGAAUAAUAAAGUUAGCUCAUUCUGUCACCAGAGCCAGCAGUAACGCCAGUUGUCAUGGCUAGCGUGGGUAUUAACUGGUGAACACGGGCAAACAAAGUAAUAUACAAGCGGACUAUACCCAUGGUGGCUUGAUAACUUACAAAGAUUGAUCAAAGCUUGGCACUGAUAGAACGCUUAAAUAACAGAUAUAUAUCUU
This is a messenger RNA of Anguilla rostrata (American eel), 798 nucleotides long. Its product is annotated as histone H2B 1/2-like. Lineage: Eukaryota; Metazoa; Chordata; Actinopteri; Anguilliformes; Anguillidae. Gene Ontology annotation, cellular component: nucleosome. The record is from RefSeq and is a predicted model, not a curated record. The coding region runs from base 76 to 444 and encodes 122 amino acids. The transcript has a single exon. Gene Ontology annotation, molecular function: protein heterodimerization activity; structural constituent of chromatin; DNA binding.